This is a messenger RNA of Lachancea dasiensis, 2250 nucleotides long. The record is from the annotation of a GenBank genome assembly. Lineage: Eukaryota; Fungi; Ascomycota; Saccharomycetes; Saccharomycetales; Saccharomycetaceae.
AUGCCAGUGGAAUUCGGCAGCAGUAAGGGCAGCCUUACAAGGGAAGGUGUGUUCAUUCCAGCUUAUCAGCACAGACCUCCACGAUCGCCACCAAUGUCAAAUGAAGACCUAGAGUUCUCCAGAAGUCCGUUUGAUAAGGUUCAACUUACUAAACUUCUUAUUGACACCCUGCAUGAAAUGGGAUAUCCCGAGUCAGCAGUGUCCUUGCAAAAAGAAAGCGGAGGGAUUGAGGUAGAAUCGGGUAGCAUACAGAUGCUGUUUUCGGCCAUCAAGCACGGCCAAUUUGAAGUCAUUGACCUAAGGAUGCUCGUUAAUCUGCCAUUGCGCCGCGAGAACCUUCAGGCAUGGCUUUCGCACGAAGACCUGAGUUUGUCGCAAGAAAUUGAUACACACAGUUCCGAAACCACAGUUCGGGGUGACGAGGAGAACGCCAUGAAAAUUGACAACAUUAUAUCCCGCAACACUAAUUGGAACCGCUUCUUCAACACAAUGCAGCAAGAACUUUCGGUUUUAGAGCCUUUGGUUCAGCGCAUGGCUGAUUUUGAUGUCAGGGCGCUGAAGAGUCUCUUGGAUACGGUUGAAAUACUGGUUUUGAUCAACAAGCAAGUUUUCCUGGAACUCAUGUUCGAACAACAGGAUUCAUCGCUGGCGGUGUUCUUCUUGCGCGCAAUAUUUCGAAAGUUUAUCCAACUUUGGGAGUCUUUGCUAAUGUACCAAGAAAGUUCUUAUGCUCUAACUCCUGACGCAUUGCUGAAACAAAUGACAAGUAUACUGACAUUCCCCCUUGAUUCUGGGCAGCUUUGUGAUGUCUGGCCUGGCAAUGUGGAAAAGUCAAGGGAACUGCUCAUAAGAUCCAUUUCCAAGUAUAUUGAUCCAAAUGAUUUGGUUCCACGCGGAAGGUUGCUGACCUUACUAAGUCAAGCCAUCAAGUACCAAAAUUCGCAAGACGUGCUCAAUUUUGAUGACGACGACUACGACGACGACGUUGACAACAACAACAACAGUAAUAACAGUGGUCAUUCGGUUAGAAGCGGUUCUCGGCAUUAUAAUUUACUCCAAGACAAUAGCUCUACCUCGCACAGAAUCUCGUUUGAUACUGAAAAAAUGCUUACCCAGAAUGCCGAUGAAAUUUGGUAUCUAGAGUUUUCACCGGAUGGUAAGUAUCUUGCUAGUGCCUCUGCUGACUCUUUGACGGAUCGAAAAGUCUUGAUAUAUGAUGUAGAGAGGGACUUUCAAGUAUACAAGGUACUCGGCGGUAAUGAUCAGUGCGUACUGUACUUAUCCUUUUCUCCUGAUAGUAGAUAUUUGGUUUCGUGCCCAUUCAAUGAAGAAGCAAAGGUCUAUGAUAUUCAUCAAAAGGGGGAGCCUACAGAUCUAAACCAGGACUUCGAGGGUGCGCUGGUUGCAGAGAUCAUACAACCAUGUGAUUCUUUCAAAAUAUAUGAAGCCGAAGGUACUCCUAACGGCAACUCUCCUCGCAUUUGGUGCUGCAGCUGGUUUCACACGGAGUGGAACAGGGGCCGUUUUGCUCUUGGUUCACCUGAUCGAGAUGUGAUAGUUUAUGACAUUACUACCAAGACCAUCCUUUGCAAACUCUCGCAGCUCAUGAGCUCCACCACAGGAGCUUCACAAGAACAGUUCCCCAGAGUUCACGACCUUAAAAUAACGCAUGAUGACAAGUAUCUAAUUGUCAUGGCGCAUGAGUUUUUCGUUGACACGUACGACGUUUCGCAGUUGCCCGCAGUGCACAGUGUUGAGAGUAUAACCGACACUAAUUUGGACAUACCAGGGUGUCGCGUGUCUAAGGUCUCCCGUUUGAAUGUUGGAAAGAGAAUGACUUGUCUAACAAUUCCUCAAGCCAAAACUUUUUGCGAAUCAAAUGAUUCUCUUGUUUUGAUAAACGUUCAACCUCAUGAACUACAGCUGUGGGACUUCAAAGAGCAAAUCCUUGUACAGAAAUACUAUGGUCAAAGGCAACUGCAAUUCAUUAUAAGAUCCUGCUUCGGAUAUGAUAAUAAGCUGGUUGCAAGUGGUUCGGAGGACGGAAAAAUAUAUAUUUGGGACCGGUACCAUGGUAAUAUUGUGAGUGUAUUGAGUGGGCACGAAACUGAAAGAUCUUUAGGGCGAGGAACUACUAAGACAUUUGGAAGAAAUUGUAACAUUGUCGUUUGGAAUCCCGUCAACAAAAAAAUCUUUGCAUCUGGGGGAGAUGAUGGUCUUAUUAAAAUAUGGAGGGUUGUUAGAGGCUAA